CGCCUCCGCUUCCUCCUCCCUCCGCCUCCCCCGGCAGCACGUGCGCGCCCCGCCCCGGCGGCCCCCUUUUAGCCGCGCCUCUCGCCGGAGCGCCCCCGCUCGUUUCGCCUCUUUUUCUCCGGGUCUGUUUCGGGCCGGUUUCUUUGGGUCGCCGGCCGGCUCCGGUCGCCGAGGAGGGUGUUUUUUUGGGUGCCUCCUGGCCGAUCCCGGCGUGAGCCGCUGCUUCCGUCCCCGCCUUCGCCGUCGGACGGUGGUGGUGCCUGCCGCCUGCCUCGUUCGAUCUCGGCGACGGGGAGGCCGAGAUUCGGAACCCCGGGGGACGGCUCAUGGCUUCCAUGGCGGUCGCGGAGGAAAGGGAUGCCAUGGAUUCAUCUAGGAUGCCGAUCGGCAAAGGGCUAUCGGUGGAUGUUGCAAUGGAGCCCAAUGAGGAGGGCAUGGGUGAGCAUCCUGUCAAGCCUAGGAAGCCAUACACGAUCACGAAGCAGCGGGAGAAGUGGACGGAGGAAGAACACGAGAAGUUCCUGGAGGCGCUGAAGCUGUAUGGUCGGUCCUGGCGUCAGAUACAAGAACACAUUGGCACAAAGACCGCUGUCCAAAUCCGAAGCCAUGCCCAGAAGUUUUUCUCCAAGGUGGUGCGUGAACCUGGUGCUAAAAUUGAGAUCGAGAUCCCUCCCCCUAGGCCAAAGAGGAAACCACUACAUCCAUAUCCUCGCAAGCGUGCCAACUCCUGCAACGGAGCAAACCCAGCAAAUGGGCAAUCCAAGCUUGCUCAAAUUUCAUCUUCUUCUGGUUCUGACCAAGAGAAUGGUUCUCCCGUGUCGGUGCUAUCUGCGAUGCAGUCGGAUGCCUUUGGAUCAUCGAUGUCAAACCCCUCAUCUCGCAGUACCUCCCCAGAGUCAUCAGAUGAGGAGAAUAAUGUUCCUCCAAUGGUCAGCGAAGAGGAAGGUCAACAAACAGGGAUAGAUCAAUCCCACAAGGAAGCUGAUCAGGAAAACAUAGAUAUGGGUACCUCUGAAGAGGAUUCUUCUGAUGAGGUACAGGUAACAAGCGUGAAGCUGUUCGGGAAGACGGUCGUCAUCCCAGACCCGAGGAAAAGAUGCUCCCCGGAUACAGGCUCAGGGCAUGAAAACGGAGAGCAAACCUCACAAUCCUCUAACAUAGGAACAUCACAAGCCCCACUGGCUGUAGAGAUUCCAACACAUACAAAGGGAGGGCAAAUCUCACAAUCCUCUAACAAGGCAACAUCACAAGCCCCAUUGGCUGUAGAGGUUCCGACGUAUACAAAUGGAGAGCAAAUCUCAGAAUUCUCUUACAAGGCAACAUCACAAGCCCCAUUGGCUGUAGAGGUUCCGACAUGUACAAAUGGAGAGCAAAUCUCAGAAUUCUCUUACAAGGCAACAUCACAAGCCCCAUUGGCUGUAGAGAUUCAAGCAUACGCUGCGCCGCCAAGUGCGUGGGUUCUUCCAUACAAUUCAUUCCCGCUCCAUUUCGGGGAAUCAGCGGAAGCCAGAAUUGCCCGUUUGCACAUGUGGUGGCCAUACUAUGGGUUUCCUAUGGUCCAUCCAAGUGGACCGAGUGCAGUGGCACACAACGGAAAAGUUACUGAUGAGAGCGAAGCUGCGAAGAGCCCUCCAGUUGAAUCAAGCUUGGACUUCGUUGACAAUACUCAGGCAACAGCCAGCAAGCAGUGGAAAGUGCUUGAGUCGCUUGGAACAGCGCAGGCCCCUCCUUCGGCUUCUAAUUUUCAGCUUAAACCAAGCACGAACUCGGCCUUCGUGAGAGUGAAGCCGAUCAUCAGCAGUGGAGAUGAGCCGGUGAGGGGGUUCACGCCGUACAAAAGAUGUAGAGUCGAAUGACAAAAGCGGGGAUCUUCUUCCCCGUUUCUAAUUUAACUAUGAACCCUAGGAGGAGCCUGUUCCACAUAUUCCUUUGCUCCACUGUAUUCUUAGGUUUUACUUGCACAUAGAGAUUGGCGGCGGUCUGGUCCGGGAAAUGCGCGUUGUUUCCUGCUUGCGCCUUGUAAUGAGCAGGGCACAGGUGGUUGCUGUAAGUGCGGUAGGAUAAAAGCAGGAGGUUUUGUAGGGAUGCCAAUUCUCUGUCUCUCAUGUUGUUGAUGUAAAAGCAAAGAAUUUUUGUGUCACUCUUGUUGAUUCCUAAUGGAAAUCGAUUUCUCUGAAUGAA
Messenger RNA from Triticum dicoccoides, 2181 nucleotides. Its product is annotated as protein LHY-like. NCBI's taxonomy places the organism in Eukaryota, Viridiplantae, Streptophyta, Magnoliopsida, Poales, Poaceae. The record is from RefSeq and is a predicted model, not a curated record. The coding region runs from base 327 to 1856 and encodes 509 amino acids. The transcript has 6 exons. Gene Ontology annotation, molecular function: DNA binding.